Molecule: messenger RNA, 1392 nt
Organism: Adineta ricciae
Lineage: Eukaryota; Metazoa; Rotifera; Eurotatoria; Adinetida; Adinetidae
Source: the annotation of a GenBank genome assembly
AUGAUGAAAAAAAAGAUACCACUUAAAAAGAAUUUCCGUCGUCUCCUUCACUCAUUCAAAUCAUACUUACUUGAAUUGAAUCUAUUCAAUACUGGCACUCACAAUGAAAUUAACAUACGAAAUGAACGUCGAUCAACUCGUCUUUACUUAGUUCUUCUUAUAAUAUCAAUAUUGAUUGCAAUACAAUAUUACAGUAUUAUAUAUUAUCCUAAAACCAUUGUGCUUCAAUCUCCUUCAUUAAGUGAAUAUCUAACUGUCAAAGAAGAAGCAUCAUUACAAUGUCCAUGUACAAACAUAGCAAUAAAAUAUGAAAAUUUCACUCGAAUUAUACCUUUUUAUUAUGAAUUGUGUGAAAGCGAAUUUGUGUCAGACAAAUGGAUCAAUCAUUUAUUUCGUUUAUAUGAGCAAAGUUGGAAUAAAUCAGAUCAAAUUGAUUUUCGUCGAAUAGGUGUAUUUCAAUUUCAAACACUUCACUCUUUAUGUCAAUUAACGAAAAAGACUAUUGAUAAUAAUCUUCGAUCAUUCAAAUAUACAGAUUUUGUUCAAUUUCAACUAGUAUCACCAGAUAUUUUUCAAGCUCAGAUUAGUUCUGUUAUCAAUGAAUUCAUUCAUAAAAUAUCAAAAUCAUUCAUAAGAACAUUAAGUUUUAUGCAAGAUGUAACAGCACAAAGCUUAUUUAUGACAGGUGCCUCAAUCACUAGUGUUCAACCAAUCCUACGCUUAUUCAAUGGACAUAAAUUAGAAGGAUAUUUACCGUAUCCUGGAAUAAAUUAUACAUUUAUGGAUGGCACCAGCUGUAUUUGCUCGAGUUCUACUGCUACAAAUUGUAUGGGUCUUGCAAUAUUUGACGGUAUUGUUGUAUCUGGCUUUCAAACUGGCUGCUAUAUGUUAAAUGCACUGAUGAAUUCUACUCUUGAAGCAUUUUACAAUCAAACAUUCAUUGAUAUGUUGACCAAUUCAUCAAUAAAUUUAAAAACACUCAACACAUCUAAUUCAAACUGGACAAUUAAAAGGCUACUUGAUAAAAUGUUUGUUCAGUCUUGGUUAAAUCAAACAUCAUAUGAUAAAUAUUUUCAAAGUUGUGCACCUGAAUUAUGUUCUUAUAUAAAAAUGCAACAUUAUAGUGUUUUGGAUAUUCUCAUAUUAAUGAUUAGUUUAUUUCAAGGAUUACCAAAAACAUUAAGAGUAUUCGUACCAAUUUUCAUCAAUAGAAUAUGGCCAAUUAUUCGAAAAAAAAUCUGUCAAAAACGAUCAUCCACUUUGCAUAUAGCUGCAGUUAGAAUUACACCAGGUAAUCUAUAUACAAUAAACUAUUCUGUCGUCAGCCAAAUAUUAAUACUUUUAUUCGAUUUGAAUCCAACUCUUAUAUGGAUGAAAAACUCGACCUCGUAG